Molecule: messenger RNA, 1291 nt
Organism: Schistosoma rodhaini
Lineage: Eukaryota; Metazoa; Platyhelminthes; Trematoda; Strigeidida; Schistosomatidae
Source: the annotation of a GenBank genome assembly
AUUUGAUGCAUUUGUUCAGCACUCCUUUUAUGAAUUAUUUUGCACCAUAGCUUGACAAACAAAAAAUAUUUUAUAAAAAUCAGUGUUCUUUGUCAACACUGAAUCCUCAAACUGCUUGGAAGUACUUCAUUUACCAUAAGUGUUUGAAAUAGGACACCAGUAACUAAGCGCUAAUUUCAGUCUAAGACCUUGAUCAUCUGGAAUUUUCGUUGGAUAGCAUAGGGUCGCGAGUUUUGCGAUGGAACAAACCUGUUAUUAUAAAAUUUUAGGUAUUGAGAAAACUGCUUCAGGCGAUGAAAUAAAAAAAGCCUAUCGCCGACUGGCACUCAAAUGGCAUCCGGACAAGAACCCAGACAAAAAGGAAGAAGCAGAAAAAUGCUUCAAACUCAUAAGUGAGGCAUAUGAAGUUCUGUCGGAUCCCAAAAAGCGUGACAUAUAUGACAGACGCGGCAGAGGUCCUCAUGCUGGUGAGGCAUUCGUAUUUGAGGAUUCUGAUCCUUUCUCAAUGUUUACGCGAUUCCACUUCCGAGAUCCUAUGGAUAUAUUCCGAGAAGUUUUUGCCGGCUCUGGACUCGAUUCUUUCUUUGGUCCCAGUAUUCAUGACUUCCAAUUUGGUCCUCAGUUGGGCCGAACUCACAGGUCCAACUCCCAUCGCAACGCUGGACGACAAUCUGGAUCUCCUUAUCAUCAUGCCGGACGUUCUAGUCAAGUACAGAGUUAUGAUCCCAUGCUCGCAAACCCUUUCAUGGGUGGACUUUUUGACUCUCCGUUUGGUGGGUCACUGUUUAAUCCUUUGAUGGCUUUCACCAAUUCUGGGUUCGGAAAUCUCCAGGGUUCUUCAUCAACCUCCGUCUUCAGUAACUUUGGUGGAUCUUCCUGUGCAGGUGGUUUCAGGUCAGUUUCAACAUCCUCCAAGUACGUAAAUGGAAAAAUGGUUCGUGUGACAAAAGUGGUAGAGAAUGGUACUGAAACCAUUACCGAAGAAGUAGAUGGUCAGGUAACUAACCGGACUGUCCGUCAAUGUGGAAAUGGAGCCCUGCAAGCAAUGUGAUUUAUCUUCACACAAAAACAUACUUUGUUCGCAUAGUUUAACUAUAUUGAUUUUGUAUAAUCAGUUUCACAGUUAUUUGUUGAGGUUGUUAAAGUAAUAUUUAUGUUGUCUAAUGAAAUAUGUCUUAAUGCGUCCAAUUUAUUGUUGCGUCUAUUAGAUACGUUGUUUUGAAACUGCACUUAAGACAUACCACUUUUAAAUCCUCUUAUAAUACUUAUAUAAAAUAAAUCUUUCCCACUG